GCCUGCGGAACAUCAGAGCCAUGUCCGCCACCGCUUGCCAGACCGCACCUGUCGGACUCAUGUCCAGACGAUCGUUCCAUGCCAAGCCAAAGCUCAACUCGGCCGGUGAGGCCGCUCCGGUGCAGCAAGAUGCCGUGCUCGAGAACAAGCAACCGAUAUCCGUCUUCGACAGCAUCCGGGAGCGGCGGGCCAAGGCCGGCAAGCUCGUCGCCGGCGUUGCUGCCGUAUCUGACAGUGACAUGUUCAAGGCGCCAUCUCAUGGGAAGCCGGAAGCCAAAAGAUGGGACCACCACCUGAGCCACGAAGCCGCGGUGCGCAAGCCAUGCACCCUCAAGCAAGCCGCUCGUUUUCUCAAGACCCCAGGUCUCAUCUCCCUCGGCGGCGGCUUGCCGUCGAGCGAGUAUUUCCCCUUUUCAGAGCUCACCAUGCGUGUGCCCACGCCACCAGACUUCGCUGAGAAAGACAAUCUCUCUGCACAAAGUCCCACGGCGCAGACCAUUAGCAUAGGCAAGUAUGAUGUGCGCGAGGGCAAGUCGGAAUACGACCUGUCCAUCGCCCUCAACUAUGGCCAGUCUACGGGCUCCGCUCAGAUGAUGCGCUUCGUCACAGAACAUACCGAGCUGGUCUACAACCCACCGUACGCAGACUGGAAGGUGUGUCAGACAGUAGGCAGCACAGGCGCCCUCGAGCAGGCCUUGCGCAUGCUCUGCGACCGUGACAGGGGUGACUCGGUCCUCACCGAGGAGUACAGCUUCUCGACCGCCCUCGAAACCAUCGGCCCCCUGGGCAUCAAGACCUUUGGCGUCAAGAUGGACGCCGAGGGCCUGUUGCCCGAGAGCAUGGACGAGCUCCUGACAUCGUGGGACGAGAAGGCUCGCGGCGCCCGCAAGCCGCAUGUUCUGUACACUGUUCCUUCAGGCCAGAACCCCACCGGCGCCACCCAGGGACCUGAGCGUCGCCGCGCCGUCUACGCUGUGUGCCAGAAGCACGAUGUUUACAUCAUCGAGGAUGAACCCUACUACUUCCUGCAAAUGCAGCCUUAUGCCGGCAAGGAUGCGCCGGUGCCGCCACCGCCGGCGAGUGUUGACCAGUUCCUCGCCGACCUGGUCCCCUCGCUGCUGAGCAUGGACACGGACGGCCGCGUCUUGAGGAUGGACUCAUUUUCCAAGGUACUGGUGCCAGGCUCACGACUCGGAUGGAUCACGGCGUCGGCGCAGAUGGUGGAGCGAUAUAUCCGCCACGCCGAGGUCGCCAACCAGGGCCCGAGCGGCUUCUCACAGGUCAUGCUGUGGAAGCUGCUGGACGAGACGUGGGGCCAUGAGGGCUACCUGAAGUGGUUGAUCGACUUGAGGAUGAACUACACGCGGCGCCGCAACAUGCUGCUCGCCGCCUGCGAGGACCACUUGCCGAAGGAUAUCGUAUCUUGGACCCCGCCUGCCGCAGGCAUGUUCCUCUGGCUCAAGGUCGACCACACCAAGCACCCCGACUACCCGCAGCGCUCAAUUCUGGAGAUCGAGGAAGACAUCUUCAACAACGCCAUUGGAAACGGUGUUCUCUGUGCGCGGGGCUCCUGGUUCCGUACUGAGCCUGGCACGCCUGCGAAGGACAUGUUCUUCCGGGCGACCUUUGCCAGCGCAUCGGAGGAGGCCAUGAGCACAGCUAUUCAGAGACUGGGGGCGGCGAUCAAAACUUCGUAUCGCAUGGACUGA
This is a messenger RNA of Verticillium alfalfae VaMs.102, 1709 nucleotides long. RefSeq names its product aromatic amino acid aminotransferase. Gene Ontology annotation, biological process: L-tyrosine biosynthetic process; aromatic amino acid catabolic process. The transcript is spliced from 3 exons. Gene Ontology annotation, molecular function: L-2-aminoadipate:2-oxoglutarate transaminase activity; pyridoxal phosphate binding; aromatic-amino-acid:2-oxoglutarate transaminase activity. The coding region runs from base 21 to 1709 and encodes 562 amino acids. NCBI's taxonomy places the organism in Eukaryota, Fungi, Ascomycota, Sordariomycetes, Glomerellales, Plectosphaerellaceae. The record is from RefSeq and is a predicted model, not a curated record.